AUGAGCGGGGGUGAGGCGGGUUCAUCGAGGGACCCAUUUCAGCUUGACCGUCUGGCAGAAGAGCUUGUCACUCGGGAGCUGUUACAUCCACACGAUAUCGACAGUGAGGAAGGCAACCACGAUCUUCCUGUCUUCGUACCUCUCUCGCACAGCAAUCCCUACCUUACUGCCAAUGACUUCGACAUUGAGCAAUUUCUGCUCUCCCGCUCGCACACUUCGCUGCAGGACCUGCGGUCAGAACUGAGAGACUAUUUGGCUACGCUGAAGGAAGAACUGGUGAAGCUCAUCAACGAUGACUAUGAGGCCUUCAUCAGCCUAAGUACCGAUUUGAGGGGCGAGGGUGUCCGCUUGAACAAGCUCAAGGCGCCAUUGGGAGGCUUGAGGGUGCAGAUUCAAGAUUCCAAAGCGGAACUCCAGCUCGUACAGGACGCCAUCAAGCAGAAGCUGGAGAAGCGUGCCAUCCUCAGAGAAGAAAAGGCUCUUCUGCACCUUUUACUCAAAAUUUCCGAGUCCGUGACGCGUCUUGAAGGCCUUUUGCUCAUCUCAUCACCUUCCAAUGAUGUGUCGGAGCUAGCGAAUGAUUCAGCAGUCCCACUACACUCAGAAGACGUGAACGACGACAAAACGCGUGGCAAUCAAGCAAAACAUCUGCAUCGAAUAGCUGCGGAGUACACUCAGCUUCUAUAUCAUGCUUCCAAAGCUCGAGCAGACAAGUGUGCUUUUGUGGACGAAGUUCAAUGGCGAAUUGAUAGAAUCCAGUCUACAUUGUCAUCCGACUUGGACCAUCACUUCAGUGCAACCCUGAUCGCAUUUACGGAAAGCACCAAGCUUUUGGAAGUUGACAAAGCGAAGCUGCUGGCAGAUUUGACGGAAUGUCUUCGCACUUACGACAUGCUAGGGCUUUGGGGGGACGCGGAAGACGUCAUAAGGCGCGAUGUCACUGUAUAUGCUGGCGCCCUCGCUGCUCCUCAUUCACCUCUUAUCCCUCAUACCCCUCUCAAUUCAACAGCACCUGCAUUCUUAUCAUCAGUUUCCUCACCACCUCGAACACCAUAUACACCUUUCACUGCUUUCCCAUUGAAGAACUCCUCUUUACCGCAUUCGUACAGCCUUGACAAGGCUAUGUCACCAUUCUACCAUCUUCUGGAGCAAAGUGACGAACCAUUGGCCAAACUAUACGAUCAAAUCUUACGGUUCGUCGAAAGAGAUUUAUGUAGGAUCAUGGACAUCGCAGAUAAAGUUGCGGUCAAAUCCUUUUCCGCUGCUAGAGCGGGCACUCCGCAAAUGUCUUCAUUCGAUAUCGACAGUGAUGAGAAGGGAUUCAACAUAAUGGCAAAUGUUGUUUGGGAUGAAUUCGGGAGGGCCAUCAUGGACGAGCUGGGCGGAGUCAUAUUCUCUGCAGGCAAGCCAGAUGUCUUUCGAAAGAACCAUGAAAUAACUCAAGCAUUCAUACGCUCCCUGGAAUUUUUAGCGCCAUCCGUACACUCUGUUGAAUGCAUGAGGGCCCAUAAUGUAUAUACUGCCUUUGAACGACGCUGGCAGCUUCCCGUCUACUUUCAGAUGCGAUGGAAGGAAAUCGUCGCCAGAUUGGAGGAUUCUCUUUCCAAUACUCGGAUAGAACCGACUUCCGCAAAAGGUAGUGCUCCAUUCGUGACAACGCAGGCUGCGGCUAUCUGGAUGGCCGUCGUUGCGUGUUGGAGUGCCGAGAUUUAUAUUCCGGAUUUGAGCUAUAGGUUCUGGAGAUUAACUUUACAGCUGCUAAGCCGAUAUAAAACGUGGUUGGAACAGAACCUCGCUGGAAUGGAGAAAGCACCCGCUGCAGUAGCACCCCCAACUUCUGACGUCCCCCCUCGUUCAUCAACACCUGUAUCUAGCGAGGGUUCAUCUGCCGACAGUUCCUCGCAUGAUGACGCGUCGCUACGCCAAUAUGCGGCUGCUAUCUCUGAUAUAAAGACUAUGCAGUCCUGCAUCUUAACCCUUUGGCGCGAACAGAUCAGUAUGAGGCUUCCUGAACUCUCGGAUGACACUCAAGACGACUUGACCGAGUCCGAAGAGGUGCUUCAGCGGUCGCUGUCUUCUCUGACGGCCAUGAUUCCCUCUAUGUCUUCGCGUAUCAUCUCAAUUUUGACAAAACGGUGUUGUGAUGCGCUUCUUCCUGUUCGAUCCAUCCCGUCUCAAUUCAGAGCGACGUCAAAUAAGCGGAUGCCGACGGAGCCAAGUCACUUUGUCUCUUCCAUUCUGCGACCUGUCAAGGUUUUCUUUGGUAUAGGUACAAGCACUGGCGCUGGAACAUCACUAAAGGGCGACUUUUUGCCUUCUGCUUCAGCCGAAGUAUUUGAGAACGUUUGUCAAAGAUAUGUCCAUUAUGUAACUGCCAUGAAGAAAACCGAGGAAUCGCUGCGACGACUCAAACGAGGGAGAAAACCGACAUUUUCUCUCUUUGGGAGUUCUACUGCCGGUGCGGAUGAUGAGGCGAAGGAUGAAGAGCGGAUUAGAACUCAGAUGAUUCUUGAUGUGGAGGUGUUUGGAAAGGAUGCUGAGAGUAUUGGCGUCAAAUUGGAUUCGAGCGAAUCAUACGGAGUACUAUCCACCUUGGUACAAGCAGUAGAUAGUGAGGUGUCCUAG
This is a messenger RNA of Desarmillaria tabescens, 2625 nucleotides long. Its product is annotated as COG complex component. Bases 1 to 2625 code for a protein of 874 amino acids. Gene Ontology annotation, biological process: intra-Golgi vesicle-mediated transport; Golgi organization; protein transport. The record is from RefSeq and is a predicted model, not a curated record. Gene Ontology annotation, cellular component: COG complex; membrane. Lineage: Eukaryota; Fungi; Basidiomycota; Agaricomycetes; Agaricales; Physalacriaceae. The transcript is spliced from 13 exons.